CCCUCCCCACCCAACCCCAUCGCCCCCAGCUGAGUUCCCAGUCCCUGGGUAUAUCCAGCAGGUGCCUUGCCACAGCAGCUGCUGAUCAGUUCCUCCUGCUCUCCUGAAAGGGCUGCAGGGAGCCAGCAUGAGCACCUGGUGGAGGUGCUGGUGUCCAUGCACCAGUGCGGGAGGCAAAGCUGUUCCCUGCUGGGGUUUUGGAGAAAGCCCGGAGCUGCUGGGCUGGUGGGGCAGCUGCUGGCGGCGGGGGACGAGGACAGGGAGUGAGGGGUGUCUGUGCUCAUCUGCUGUGGGCUGCUUCCAGUGCUUCCCGACACGGCCUCUGCUGGUAGAUGCACUCCCAGAACUUAUCAGGCACGGCCGCGAGAGGAUAGGACAAACCAUCAAGGCGUCCGGCUCCAGGCUCUGCUCGUAUGCUGAACGAGUUGCUUUUUUAAUGGAUCGUUCCCGGAGCCCAGACACCAGCGCUCAGCCUCCAACGCCAGCUGACAACAUCAACCUGGGACCUUCAGCUAACCCCAAUGCCAAGCCAACAGACUUUGACUUCCUGAAGGUUAUUGGCAAAGGAAGCUUUGGGAAGGUUCUCCUGGCCAAACGCAAGUGUGAUGGGACUUUUUAUGCUGUGAAAGUCUUGCAUAAGAAGACCAUCCUGAAGAAAAAGGAGCAAAACCACAUCAUGGCAGAACGCAAUGUGCUCCUGAAAAAUGUCAAGCACCCCUUCCUUGUGGGACUCCAUUACUCCUUCCAGACCUCGGAGAAGCUUUAUUUUGUCCUUGACUAUGUAAAUGGGGGGGAGCUCUUCUUCCACUUGCAAAGAGAGCGCUGCUUCCGUGAGCCCCGGGCACGAUUCUAUGCUGCAGAAGUUGCCAGUGCAAUUGGGUACCUGCAUUCCUUAAACAUCAUCUACAGGGAUUUAAAACCUGAGAACAUCCUUCUGGAUUGCCAGGGCCAUAUAGUAUUGACAGACUUUGGACUCUGCAAAGAAGGAAUGGAGCAAGAGGAGACGACUUCCACAUUUUGUGGCACUCCUGAGUACUUAGCUCCUGAGGUGCUAAAGAAGCAGCCGUAUGACAGGACCGUAGACUGGUGGUGCCUGGGAGCUGUCCUCUAUGAGAUGCUCUUUGGACUGCCACCUUUUUACAGUCGGGAUGUGUCUCAGAUGUAUGACAACAUUCUGCACAAGCCACUCCAGAUCCAAGGAAGUAAGACCGUGGCAGCUUGUGACAUCCUCCAGGGACUUCUCCAUAAGGACCAGAAGAGGAGGCUGGGCGCCAAAACAGACUUUCUGGAGAUAAAGAACCACGUAUUCUUCAGCCCCAUAAACUGGGAUGACUUGUACAACAAGAGGAUUACCCCUCCAUUCAACCCCAAUGUGGCUGGUCCAGCUGAUCUGCGACACUUUGAUCCAGAGUUCACCCAAGAAGCGAUCUCUGCCUCAAUCACCCACACGCCUGACUUAGCAGCCAGCAGCUCCAGUGCCUCAGAUGCUUUUUUAGGAUUUUCUUAUGCACCAACUGAAGAGGACUUCUAAGUUUUAUAAAGGCUUUAAGAAGCCAGAUUUUAACUGAAUGGGUUUUAUGUGUUUGUUUGUUUGUUUGUUUUUUCCUUUUUGAAAGAAAUGGCACUGUCCUCUGCUCAUGGCUUAUGGUGAGGGGGACUAAUACACUAACUGGCUGGGAUGGAACAGAGCUCUUAAUCUGUGCUGUUUGGAUUUCCCUCUAUAUGUGUGUUUCCCUGGCAGGGAAAGUGGGACACCAGUUAUUAUUAUUUUUCCCGAGUGUCUUGUACUACUUGGCAGAAUUGUAUUCACUGGGGUUGUAUCUAUGGUUGAGGUAUGUAUCAUCAUUCACAUCACAGCUGUGUGUGUGGAACUAAUGCUGCCCAGCUAUGUAUGACUGCUUUGCUUUCCUAUAACAGAGGGAAACUCUUCACCCUACAUACAGCAGUGGCUCCCUUCAAGUGGAAGUGCUCAUUUAAGUGGUUGUGGAACAAGCAGUCUGGUUACUGGUGGCCAGGCUUGAGUUAAACUGGGGUAGUUCAGUGAAUCUGCCACCUAAGCCAUUAAAGAUCUGGUAGCAGCAGAGGUGCAUGUUAGAUUUUAAUGCUCUAGAGCAGAAAUGCAGGAUUCAGCAGGUGUUGCUGAAGAAACAGAGCUGCCACAGCAGCUGGGAUGAGCACUGCUACUUGUGGAAGGAAGCCAUUUCCUCAUCCUGGGCUCAGACACUGAUCAUCUUUCAUUGCUCCAACGACAGCUUAUGGGUUUGUAAACUCUGAAGUGGGCUGUAGCCUCUCACAGGAGCCAGUUCUUGCCGAUGACCACUGGCUCUCCCUCUGACCCAGGACCGGGCUGCUGUAUGUAAAAAUCGAUGUAGAAGGGGCUGUGUUGUUUGUCAAAAUAAAAAGUUGGUGGGGAAGCGGAGGGUGGGAAUCCUUUCACAGCAUGUGCUUGACUUCUCCUGAGGACCACAAACACUGAAAUGGGCACAGGGAGCAUGGGGUGGGGGUGCUGGAGCCCCCCAGGAGAGGUAUUCUCUCCUCCCUACAACCCUGGCUUCUGUGCUCCUGGGGUGCUCUGGAAAUGCCUGUCACAGUUGAUCAUAGAUGUAGAAGAGUUAUUUAUUCUGCCUUAAUUUAAAUGCUGGUGUACUUAUUGAAUGUCACUUCCUAUUCUUUUUUUUUUUCCUCUCCAAGUUCUUGGGUUCCUGUGGGGAGGAGAGAGGGGGAUAAGAAAUUGUAACUUAUGUACAACACAUGGAUAAAUAAGGGCAUUUCUAAAAAUGGGGUAAUGCUCACUCUUGACUUUUUUUUUUUUAUUUACAUUAUCAGCCCCUAUCUUGUACAUGCUGGAGGCAUUAGAAAAAUGCCACGGUUUAUAUUAAAGUGCAUACACUGA
This is a messenger RNA of Anas platyrhynchos (mallard), 2893 nucleotides long. RefSeq names its product serum/glucocorticoid regulated kinase 2 (gene SGK2). Gene Ontology annotation, biological process: protein phosphorylation. The record is from RefSeq and is a predicted model, not a curated record. Gene Ontology annotation, molecular function: ATP binding; protein serine/threonine kinase activity. Lineage: Eukaryota; Metazoa; Chordata; Aves; Anseriformes; Anatidae.